This is a messenger RNA of Quercus lobata, 1569 nucleotides long. Its product is annotated as oxysterol-binding protein-related protein 4B-like. The transcript has 7 exons. Gene Ontology annotation, molecular function: sterol binding. NCBI's taxonomy places the organism in Eukaryota, Viridiplantae, Streptophyta, Magnoliopsida, Fagales, Fagaceae. Bases 99 to 1466 code for a protein of 455 amino acids. Gene Ontology annotation, cellular component: cytosol; membrane. The record is from RefSeq and is a predicted model, not a curated record.
GUGUAGCCAGACCAAAGUUUGCUUCCACGAAUGAAUAAAUACACCCAUCUCGGCAGGCAUCGCUCUCUCCGUAGCCGAUAUAAGAAGGUCUAUUGGACAUGAUUAACAAAGUCAUCAACAUACAGUCGGUCCCGAGUCUUAAACCUCACAAGUACAAUACAAAUAUUCAUCUACCAGGAAAACCUCUUCAAUUCAAUCAGUGUCUCUCUCUCUCUAGAUCUCCAUAUAUAUAUAUAUAUAUAUAUAUCAUCACCCAAAGGCUCCUCAAAUGUCACGCUCACAGUUUGAAACUUUACAAUGUGGUAUACACUAUACAGUUUACUGAAGGGAUGGAAGAGACGAGGCUUGUUCUUACCAAGCCAUUGACAAUAGAUGGGGAAUCAAAUACUGAUUACGCAGCUCCUAAUCCUCUCCAACUUGUUUUAAGCCUCUUUAAAAAUGUUAUGCCAGGAUCAGAUCUCACACGCCUUCAGUUGCCACCUCUCUUCAACAUCCCAAAGUCCCACCUUCAGUGCUUCGGUGAAUCAGUGUAUUGCGUUGCUAGUGAUAUAAUGAGCAGGUGCAACAGUGGUGAGAGCCCGCUAGACAGAUUCAUUGCUGUUGUAACAUGGAGCAUUUCUACUGUGCGUCCUGUGAUCUUUGGUGUUACUCCAUACAAUCCUAUUCUUGGAGAAACCCACCAUGUUUCAAGGGGAAAUCUCAAUGUUCUACUUGAACAGGUUUCACAUCACCCACCAGUAUCUGCCCUCCAUGCAACUGAUGAGGGUGAAAAUGUUGAGAUGAUCUGGUGUCAUCAUCUUACUCCAAAAUUCUAUGGUACUUCUGUGGAAGCUGAGUUGCAUGGCAAAAGGCUGCUUAAGCUCCAAAAUCAUGGAGAAACUUAUGUAAUGAACUCUCCAAAGGUCUUGAUUAGAUUUCUUCCAUUUCCUUGGGCUGAUUGGGUUGGCAAUGUCAGAAUUCAAUGUCAAGAAAGUGGCCUUGAAGCUGAAUUAUGUUACAGAAACACUUCGUUUCUAGGGCGUAGGGGAAAUCAACGGUCUAUUAAUGGGAAGGUCUUUGAGUCCUCUUCAUUGAAGACUCUCUAUGAGAUCGAUGGUCAAUGGGAUAGAACUGUCAGGAUGAAGAACAUAAAUAAUGGGAAAGUUACAGUUAUACAUAAUGCAAAAGAAGUAAUUUCAGGGCUGAGAGCUCCUAUUGUCAAGGAUACUAGGGAAAUAUGGGCAAGUGAAUCUGCUCUGGUGUGGAGCGACAUAAGCCGAGGCAUCCUGAGCAAGAACUGGGAGAAAGCAAAAGAAGCGAAGAAAGCUGUUGAGGAAAAACAAAGGGAGCUCCAGAGAGAAAGAGAGUCAAGAGGGGAGAAUUGGGUUCCUAAGCAUUUUACUGUGUCUCAUAGCAAGGAAGGUGGGUGGGAAUGCUCACCAAUUCAAAAGUGGGUCCCAGAAGCACCCAUAAUUGUGCCCCUUUGAUUUGUGAUUUGUGAUAGACAUAUAAUAGCAAUUCAGUUUGUUUUUUUCCACAAAGUGUUCUUAGGAUUAUUAAACUAAAAUAUCACCUAUUUUAGUUAUAGAA